This is a messenger RNA of Solea senegalensis (Senegalese sole), 529 nucleotides long. It is a transcript of the gene mlana, whose product is annotated as melan-A. NCBI's taxonomy places the organism in Eukaryota, Metazoa, Chordata, Actinopteri, Pleuronectiformes, Soleidae. Gene Ontology annotation, cellular component: melanosome. The transcript is spliced from 5 exons. The coding region runs from base 132 to 491 and encodes 119 amino acids. The record is from RefSeq and is a predicted model, not a curated record.
UCUCUGCUCUUCAGCACACAGAGGCAACACAGUUGAGGAGUGAAACAAGUAGGAGCUGCGAGGAGGCAGUCUUCCAUUUGUUUUCAGAAGCCAUCAGAGGAACUGCAAAAUCGAAUUAUCCAAUUUGCUUGAUGCGGUGCAAUCAUACAGACAAAAUGCCUCGUGGAGACUUCAACAUCUAUUUCGCCAGCAGCAGAGGAGGAUCUCUCAGAGCUGAGGAGGCAGUGGGUAUCGUAUUCCUGGUGGUUGUCCUGGCAGCGCUGUUCAUCCUGGGAUGUUGGUACUUCAAGAAGAGGAGUGGCUACAAAAUUAUCAGGAGUCCUCCGUUGGGUUCACCUGGUUACACAGGCCAAUAUUCAGAGGCAGGACCUUCAGCAGAUAACAAGAUGGCUCUCACAGACUUUGGCAGCUUCAGGCCUUCGGUUCCAAAUGCACCUCCGUCCUAUGAAAAGAUUUCCUCAGGUGCACUGCCUCCUCCCUAUUCCCCCUAAAGGACCUCUGUGGAUGGUGUCUGAAGAAAAGAGGAAAA